Molecule: messenger RNA, 2436 nt
Organism: Equus caballus (horse)
Lineage: Eukaryota; Metazoa; Chordata; Mammalia; Perissodactyla; Equidae
Gene: VSX1
Product: visual system homeobox 1
Biological process (GO): neuron development; regulation of DNA-templated transcription
Cellular component (GO): nucleus
Molecular function (GO): DNA-binding transcription factor activity, RNA polymerase II-specific; transcription cis-regulatory region binding
Source: RefSeq, a predicted model, not a curated record
UAUCGGAAGCCCCUCGUUUAAUCUGCGUGGGUAGCAGAGGGCCGGCUCCAAGGCGCCGCGAGCCGGAGACCCGCUUGCUGAGUCGGGCUCCGGGCCGGGCGUGCGCGCCGCUGGCGGCGCGGCUGGCCUGGGCGAGCGGCCGCCUCCCGCGGGGUGACCUCAAACUGCUGGGCCGUCAGGAGCUGCGACCGAAGAGAUUCUGCUUCGGGGGCUCUGUGUUUGAGAAGGGUGGGCUCAGGGCUCCGGGCGAUUCGGGUUGGGCGGGCCCAAAUUUGCCGCACGCGAGCCCAGGGCGGCUCACCCCCGUGCUUGGGCGCCAACGUUAACAAAUAUGGGCUUUUCACGUGAAAAUCAGGCUCUCUUUAAAUAAUCGUUAAAUCGGACAAUAAUUUGUUAGCCUCUGUGAAGAGAGGUGGGUCCCAGCAGACAGGCCCUUAAUUUCCAAUUUACUGCUCUCCUCCCCUUUAGGGUUGCCAGAUAAAAUAGUGAUACAUAUCAUACUAAAAUUGUAUGUUUAUCUGAAAUUCAAAGUUCACUGGACCUCCUGUAAUUUAGUUUGCUAAAUCGGGCGCCUUUUCCCAUCACUCUCCUCCCGUCUCUCUCUCUCCUCGUUCUUCCCCCGGCUGGUGUGGAUUUUGCGACCCCCUACAGACCCGCCGUUAGAGCCCUGGGGGAUGGACUUGGCUGGAGGAGGAGUGGGCACGGAUUAAAUAAACGGGGAUUUUCGGGGAAGGCCCUCGUGGCUCCGCAGGUGAGGUUGGAGGUCUGGCGGGGGUCAUACUGGUGGUAGCAGUGGGAGUGUGGCUGGGAGUGGGGCCCUAGAUCUUAAUGCGCGGCUGGAGGGUGGGAGGGAGGCUUCGGGGCAGCUGUGAGCCGGGCUGCCACCCAGAGAAUCUGGAAGGGAAUCUGGAACCUGCGGCUUUUAGCUGACCGGCAGAUAGCGAGGUCGCUGUCUCCUCCCUGCUUGGCUCCCACCGAAAACCGGGGUGGGGGUGGGCGGGGGGACAGCUGGAGAGGAGAGGGGAGAAGGAGGAGACUGCAGCUGGGAGGGCGGCAACCGAAGGGAGGGGAAGUGGUGGCGUCCCCAUCUCGCGGGGUCCGGAGCAACGACGCGUCCGCGCCGGGCUGAUUGGAGCCCUCCUGGCCUUCCGGGCCCGACGGGAGGUCCAGUCGUAUAAAGCGCCCUCUGAGCUGAGCUCCCUCUGCAAAGGUGACCUAGGGAGGGUCAAGCCUAGCCGACUAAGAAGCCAUGACGGGCCGGGACGCGCUUUCCGACGGGCGCUCCAGGAGCAGGGCGCUGGUGCCUGGUGGCUCCCCCAUCGGUCCGCGCCCCCGAGGCUUCGCCAUCACUGACCUGCUGGGCCUGGAGGCUGACUUGCCGUCGCCUGCCGGCCCCGGGCCGGGAUCGGGCUGCGAGGGCCCGGCGGCCGCGCCCUGCCCGGGUCCAGGGCUCGGCGGCCCCUGCCUGGCGCGUGGGGCCCUCCCGCUGGGGCUCGGCCUCCUCUGCGGCUUCAGCGCGCGGCUGCCCGUGGCCGCUCGGGCGCCCUGCCUGCUCCUAGCCGAUGUGCCGUUCCUGCCGCCCGAGGGGCCGGAGCCUGCUGCCCCGCAAGCCCCGAGCCGCCCGCCUCCCGCGCUGGGCCGCCAGAAGCGCAGCGAGAGCGUCUCGACGUCCGAUGAGGACAGUCCGUCUGAAGACAGGAGUGAACUGAAGGCAUCCCCCACCCCAAGCAGGAGGAAGAGGCGGCGGCACAGGACUGUUUUCACUGCCCACCAGCUGGAAGAGCUGGAGAAGGCAUUCAGCGAGGCCCACUACCCUGACGUGUAUGCCCGGGAAAUGCUUGCUGUGAAAACUGAGCUCCCUGAAGACCGAAUACAGGUCUGGUUUCAAAACCGGAGGGCCAAGUGGCGCAAACGGGAGAAGCGCUGGGGCGGCAGCAGCGUGAUGGCGGAGUAUGGGCUCUAUGGGGCAAUGGUGCGACACUGCAUCCCACUGCCUGACUCUGUCCUCAACUCCACUGACGGUGGCCUGGUUGGCUCCUGUGCACCCUGGCUCCUGGGGAUGCAUAAAAAAUCCAUAGGGAUGAUAAGGAAACCAGGAAGUGGAGAAAAGAUGGCAGGACUCUGGGACUCUGACCACUUCAAGGAAGGUUCUAGCCCAAGUCAGGCAGGACCCCAGAAAUGCUCAGACGAAGGCAGCCCUGAGAACGGCUUGGAAGAUGUGGCCAUUGACCUCUCCAGCUCCGCCCGGCAGAAGACCAAGAGAGCAUACCAGGGGGCCAGCUCCCAAGGAUGCUCAGACUCCGAGGCGCUGGAGGGGCUCCUGCCCGGGAGGGUGGGGGCUCUCUGAGGCCCACAGGUCCACCCUCGAAGGCUGGAAAUGGGUGCCUUCCUCCCUGGUAUUGUUCAAGUUGUCUAAGAUGAAUCAUCUCAGUUGGA